AAAAUUUUAUCGAUGAAAUUUGGUUUAAUUUAGUUUACACCUCUGUUGAUUUCUUUCAAUUAUAAAAUAAAUUCAUUAAUCAUUUACAUUUCCACCUCUAAAAGGUUCACAUUUAAAACACAAAUCAACUAAUUGUUUGGGAUCUUCUUUUUUGAUUGUUCGUGAAAAUGUUUACUAAAGUUAAUUUUGUGAUUAUCUGUGUCACCUUUUCUUGUUUCACCGUUAAUUCAAUUAACGGUGAUUGUCCAAAAAAAGGUACUGUAGGAGGUAAAAAAGUUCCCGAUAUUUUAUCACUCAACAAAGAUCAGAAAGGUUACUCAGCCACCAUUGAGAUAAUCACUCCCGAAGAGGAAUCUAUCAUGAUCACCGAAACUUACAACGGUGCUAAGCUUUAUGGUACUUUUGAUAUCGAUUGGGUGGACGAGGGUCGAACUCGAAGUCAUUACUAUUAUCAGGCAACCAAGGAAAGCUAUAUAGUUGAGCCCGAAGAUUGUCCGGCAAGUGAACUUACAACUGAAGUAAAGUAUAAUAUUAUCAAUGAUUGGAUUAGUCCUGAAGCGGCUAAGGAUGAGCUUGAUUUGUUUGGUUCAUUGGACAUUCUCGGUCCCUCUGUGCUUAUGACUUAUGCUGCAAGUGUCAGUGAUAAAGCUCAAUGGCUUGGAUCUGAUAGGAUUGAUGGUCGAACUGUCAAUCAUUGGUUCCAUUGCUUGAGCGACGAGAUUAACCUUGAUUGGUGGUUCGAAGCUUCAAACAAUUUACCAUUUAGAUUUUCAUUAAGCUCAGCUAAAAAUUUAACCGAUCCUCAUGUUUACAAUUUCCUCAUCUUUACUCCAGUAGCAAAUACGGUUAACGAUGUAGUUCAAUAUCCAAUUGGCUAUGGUUGCUAUCGUCAGGCCAAAGAUCAACCUAAGUUACCGUCGUUUUUGAAUAGUGAAAUGUUUUCACUUGAUGCUGAAGCCAUGAUAAUGUACAAUAAUCCUGAUCAAGUUUUACUUUCCUCCCUUCGGAUGAUGAAAUAUCAAGAUACUUAUUCAUUUGAGAUCAGCGAUGGUCCAAAUACAACUCGAAUCAUUCAAAAUCCUGCCCACAUGGGAAGAUAUAUAGUAAACACUGAAACUGGUGAAUGUAAAGCUCAAGAUUUAGAUUAUGAGGAAAUAUUUGUUGGUGAUUUAGCUGUUACAUGGCCACUUCACAAACAGGUUAGUUUCAAUUUACUAAAAUCCAUAAUGGACAUAAGUGGACAAUGGUCAAAUUAUAUGGGACAAGUUACCACUGAUGGUGGACUUAUGGAUGUAUGGGAAGAUGAUCUGACUUCAUUUUUCUCAGAUGAUAACUACAUGGAUGCCUCUGUAACCUACUAUUUCCCAGUAAUUGACAGAACUAAAAAACCUAAUCAAGCCCCAGCGAAAAUAAUAAUCAAGCCUCACAACGAACAGUACAUUUCAAUGUCAUAUCCCGUUCCGAACCAAAUUGAGAUUGUCUUUAUCGAUUAUACUGAAUCAGAGUUUGAUCUUUCCGAUCGUUUUGAUGUAUCAGGUUGUUUCGAUGGCCCCGGUGAAUUUACCUGGUUCCAAAUUGUCAUGUCCGAUGCUUCAUCAGGAACAAAUACCAAAGAUUUGACCAACAUACGAACUUAUUUUGAACAAACUUUGGAAAAAUUCAUUCCCAAGAUUCGUAUACCUGAGGUUGUCGUUAAUCUUUACGAUUUCAAUUACUAUAUUACUGCCAAACUAUUGGAACGACCUCCAUUCAUAUUCCAUUAUUCAACAACAGAACAAUACAAAAUCGAAAAUCCAACUUCCAUCUUAAUUAGAGACCAUGUAGAAGAUUGUGGCGAAGUUUGUACCAACAAUCCAAAUUGUAAAGAGUUUUCAUAUUGUAGCGAUUUAAAUUGUCAAAUUUUCGUUUCCACGGUAACUUAUUCAUCAGUAGUCACAGAUGAUAAAUGUUCCUGGUACCAAAAGCGAACCUACGAUGCUCCCGAAUCCGCCAUCGAUCGAAACAUUUUAGCCUCUACUCGAAACAUUUUAUCCCAAAUCAAGGCUAAAGUAAAUUCUGGUGAAUUCGUAUUGUCCAAAUAUUCAUUAUCGGCGGAAGAUAUGUUCGUUGUCAGUGGACCUGAAGAGAUUGGUGGAGUUGCAGAGGAGUUCGAUGAUUCUUCUCCCCUGAAGGGUGAUGAAUACAGUGUUAUUGUUUCUGAUUCGCGUUUAUCUUCUGGGGAAACUGUUGAUUCUGUUAGUUAUUCAGAUUGUCUUAAACUGUGUCAAAAUGAUGAUGACUGUUAUUCACUUUCAUAUUGUUUCAAUCAACACAAAGAGUGUGUUCUAAGUACCGAAUCGAAAGCCAAUUUGACCAAAUCUCUGUCCGAUAAAACUUCACAUGCUGAUAGUUGUGACGUUUUCGAAAAAUCGUUCAUUGCCUUUUAUCGUAAAUUCCCUGGACAAAGUCUCGUAAAAGACGCAAUUGCUACUAUUCCAAACAUCGAUGAAUCUGAAUGUGCUCGUCGAUGCUACGAAUCAACUGAAUUCCCUUGUAAAUCAUUUGACAUUUGUAGUUCGACCUCAGAAUCAAAGACUGAAUGUUUCCUUCACCAAUUCCAUGCCGUUGAGGACACAGCUCAUGAGAUUAAAGAUGCCGUUUGGGACUUUAGUAAAUCGACAUGUGACCAUUAUGCAGUGAGAUUAUCUCGAGAUUACACCCAUUAUGUUGGUCGUCAAUAUAAACAAGGUUCCGUUAAAAUACUCAAAGAGAUAAGUGAUGUUAGUCUUGAAAGAUGCGCUUCUGAUUGUAAUUCUGACGAUGGAAAUUGUAAUUCAUUUGAAUAUUGCGAAUCAUCAACAAAUGGACAAAACUUACGAGUGACCUGUCGUCUCUCAUCAUCAAGCUCAGACAACUUCGUUACGGCAGAUUCAACAAGUACAGCUUGUUCAGUUUAUCUAAAUAAGGCCAAAAUUGCGCAAAACUCGAAAGUCGUCAAAGGUUCAGAUCAUUUUGGUGUCGCUAUGGGUUUAGGUUCAUUUUUCUUCGUUGUCGCAUUUGCUGCAGGUAUCGUUGGCUCAAUUUACUACAAAAAGCGAUUCUCAUAAAAUAAUCUUCUAACUAAAGUUGACAAAAAUUUGACGAAAAUCAAGAAGUUUUUCUCAAUAGUAUUAAUUAAGAACCAAAAAAACUUAUUCAUCAUUUCAUAAUUAAAAUUAUAUUCUCAUCUUAAUUUUACUUUUUAUAUGGAAUAAAAAAUUGAUCUUUGAUUGUUAUUUUUCUGGAA
This is a messenger RNA of Panonychus citri (citrus red mite), 3265 nucleotides long. RefSeq lists its product as uncharacterized. NCBI's taxonomy places the organism in Eukaryota, Metazoa, Arthropoda, Arachnida, Trombidiformes, Tetranychidae. The record is from RefSeq and is a predicted model, not a curated record.